AUGUGGCUGAAUUGUGCGGUUGCACUGUUGCUUAUUAGUAUAGUAGAUGGCUGUGAUUUUGAAAUUCGAAUUGAGUAUGUUGGUCCAGUUGACAUACCCUUGAUAGUUCAGAUUCAAGAACCUAAUGGAGCGUUGUCACCGGAGUAAGUGCUAAAUAUUAUAGUUAGUUGUAUAAAAAGUAAUAAGCUAAUAAACUUUGCAUUUUAAAACUUUUACGUUACCUUAGUUUUCAAUUCACAACAAAAGGAGAAACACACAAUUACCGUGUCCGUGGAACGUGUAGCUCAAGAACUUACAUUAGGGUCUAUAAACCCUCAGAGACUGGCUGGACUAAAAGUGGUCGUUUGUUUGAGACUUCUGGGGUUAUGACUGGACAAGGGUAUACUGAGUACAAGGUUAGUAACACUUACCCUGCUCUACCCCAUAACAUUUUUGCUAAUAAAAUCUUUCGUUACGGGACCUAAGCCUCUAACUCGGAACUUCAUAACGCUCAGGCUCUUAGAACACUCUACAGUACUACUAAUAAUUUUUUUAUUUUGAUUUCAGCUCUUAUCAUCAGGACUCAUUUUUAUGCACAAUUCGAUUGGCGUGCCUUGUGUAUUUGGCACUUGGGGGACUUGCGUUCGUAAUCGGUUCAAUCAGCCACUUACUCAUUAUGAUCCAUUUGCUCGAAAUUUGUAA
Bursaphelenchus okinawaensis is the source of this 681-nucleotide messenger RNA. The record is from the annotation of a GenBank genome assembly. Lineage: Eukaryota; Metazoa; Nematoda; Chromadorea; Rhabditida; Aphelenchoididae.